This is a messenger RNA of Microplitis demolitor, 2889 nucleotides long. RefSeq names its product dnaJ homolog subfamily C member 7. The coding region runs from base 363 to 2627 and encodes 754 amino acids. Lineage: Eukaryota; Metazoa; Arthropoda; Insecta; Hymenoptera; Braconidae. The record is from RefSeq and is a predicted model, not a curated record. The transcript has 10 exons. Gene Ontology annotation, molecular function: protein binding.
GUAUAGGUUAAGUUACUUUACACUAGUUUGUAACAAGUAACAAGUUUAGGUUUAGUUUGUACUUUACAAUGAAUAAUUAUAAUUAUAAAUAAAUUAAAAGCACAAAAACUUAAUUUCUAAUUACCAAAAAAAUGGUAAUAAAAUAAAAUUUAAUGAAUACCCAAGCACGUGGAAAAAAAAAAUAAAUUGUAAGAAUAAAUAUUUGUGUAGAGUAAUGUCAAGAUUUAAGAAACAACAUAUUGACAGUUGCUUAUAAAUAUUAAUAAUAAAUUAAUUAUCUAAAGUGAUCCAGUUAUUAAUUGGAGUGUCAGUUGUCAAGUUUUGUAUUUUUUAGAAUUUAAAAUAAUUAAUAAACUAAAAAAAUGAAUCGCUAUCCGAAGAGAACUCCGUACUCGAUAUUUACACAGAAACCAAACAAGAAAAGACGAAAAGCAGACGAGGAUAUUUUUAUGUGUGACGAAGUGAUUGUUCUUGAUGACGACGACGAUGAUGACCCGGUGAUAAUAACUGAGAAUAUAAACAAGAAACCUGGCAAUGAUAUUCCUAAACCAUCAAACCAUCAGUUCAGUAAUGGGCCAGCCCACAGAAGAGCUCCUAACAAUGGUUAUUUUAAUUACAAUAAUUACAGUAGCAGCAACAGAGAACCAUCAAGUGGAAUGUCCAAACCUGCUGGCAAUUCCUUCAACUUCGGCACGACAAAUAACAGAAAUUACAAUAUCUACAACAUAAGAAUGAAUAAUUUAAAGUCGAGCUCAAGUGGAAUUCCCAAGCCGCCACUACCGAGUUUAUUUAAUUUGAAUCCUAGUAAAUAUAAUUUCAAUGGUUACUUUACUUUCAAUCUCAAUAAUAACAGCAGGAAAGAAACAGCCGGCGGAGUUUCAGAGCCUGUGGAUCUGAUCGAUGAUGAUAAUUUAAAUGACCUGGAGAAUGAUGACAAUUACAUCGACAGCGAUAUUGAUGAUCCGUUUAGCUUUGACAGCAGGGAUUCGAAACCAGCUGAAAAUCUUUACAGCAACACAGGUAAUGAACCCGAUUUCAAUGGUUUUCAUUUCAUUAAUGUUGAAAAUAAAACUAAAGAAACUCGCGAUGUUCCUGAGCCUUCUGAAAUCUCGAGCGAUAAAGCCGAUAGCAAAAGCAAAGUAACAAGUGUUGACACCAACGAGUCUUCGUGUUCCGUUGAUCAGGCUUCUGGUAAUAAUGGUGUCGUUGAUCUCAGCACUGAACCUAAUCGUAAAGAUAAUUUAAAUGAUGACGUACCUGGCAUCAGUACUGAUAGCUCACUUAAUAAUAAAGUUAAUGGGAGUAUUAGCAGUGAUACUGUUGAAAAAAAUACUGAACCUCCACCAAAAUCUCCGUCAAAAGUACCUCAUUUUAUAAUUGUGAAGAGGAAGAAGCAAGCAGAUUAUUUGUAUCAACAAAAAAAAUAUGAGCCUGCGUUGCGAGAGUAUACGAAACUUAUUGAAUAUUGUCCAUCAAAUGCGACGUUUUACAGCAACCGAUCCGCCUGCUACAUGAUGUUAUCUCGGUACGAGCUGGCUCUGAUUGAUGCAAAAUUAUCAGUACAACAUGAUCCACAAUUUUCUAAGGGAUACGCGCGCAUUGCCAAGUGUGCGAUUAUUGUUGGAAAUAUAAUAGAAGCAAAGGCAGCAUUGACUAAACUAAAAGAAUUAGAUCCAUCGAAUACAGUUUUGGCGACUGAACAAAAAAAAUACAACCAAGUUAGCGAGUUUUUAAGAAAAGCUUAUACUGCCAGUGGUGAAAAAAACUACAAUGAGGCACUAAUAAAUAUAAAUAAGUCUUUAGAGAUUAGUACUCAUUGUGUUGACUUGAGACUAAAGAAAGGAGACUAUUUGAUGCUCUUAGAAAAAUUUAAUGAAGCUGAAGCUGUUGCCAAUGAGAUAUUGCUGUUUGAUAGAUUGAACAUAGAAGCCAAGUAUAUAAAAGCGUACUGUCAGUACCAGAAAAAUUCCGAAGCGGGUAUGGAACGUUUUAGAGAAAUUUUACGCUUAGUACCUGACCACCCACAAGCACAAAAACUCUACAAGCAUGCAAAGACCGUAAAUGCCAAGAAAAAAGACGGUAAUUUAGCUUUCAACAAUAAACUUUACUACGCGGCGCAUACUAUUUAUUCAGAGGCAUUGUCUAUGAAUCCUCUGAGCCGCGAAGUCAGGAUGCAUUUAUACAAUAAUUUGUCCCAGGCAUCAUACAGACUACGGUUUAUCGACAGGGCCAUCAAUGAGGCGACGCAAGCGUUAGCUAUAGAUCCAAAUUACGUUAAGGCUUUGAUGAGAAGAGCUCAAUGCUACAUGGAGAAAAGAGAAUAUGACGAUGCUAUAUUUGAUUUGACAAAAGCUUGCUCGCUGGACAGCACUAUGGAAUCUCGGUACAUGUUAGAAUUAGCCAAGAAAAUAUUAGCCACCACGGAACAAGACUAUCAUGGUAUUCUUGGUAUACCAAGGAAUGCUAGUGUUGAUGAAAUAAAAAAAGCCUACAGACAAUUAGCACGACAAUAUCACCCAGAUCGUCAUGCCACCGCAUCGCCCGAACAAAGAGCCAGAAAUGAACGAAAAUUCCAAAAAAUAACUCAAGCUUUCCGACAAUUACAAACUAAAUACGGAUUUUCAUAGGAAAAUAAUACAUUUAUUUAUCUAGUACUUUUGUUUUUAUAUAUAUAUAUAAUUAGUUUUAAAAAAUAUCAUAAUAUAUACUCGUAAAUUUGUUAUGUAAAUGCUGAUUUCUAUACGUAAUUAAGGCGUUAAAUUUUAUUAGCUAUUAUAUAUUUUUUUAUCAUCUAAAAGUAUUAGUAAAUAAUAUUUAAACGCGUCUUUCUUACGUAUGAUUAAAAAAAAUAUAAAAAACUCAUCACUCAGUAUUGUAAUCUAUUUGUAA